UUUCAUUGUGUCUACUCUACGCCACUCAUGAAUUCUGAACGCAUGUUUCAAUGUCAAGGUGAUGAUCUCACAUAUAUAAGACACCUUGAAUUACGAGUUAUCAGUCUAGAGAGCACCCUUCAUACGUCUCGUCCAAAUUCUCAAACAAAUCAGCAAAGAACAAGCGAACAGUCCGGAUCGUGCGAUGUCUGCAAAAACCACAACUAUUAUACCAAAUGUGGGAGCCAAUACAAUCCUCCUACCAUAACCAGGCACAAUAAUCGGUCAAGUUCGGGCGAAUCCUGCGAGGGGGCAUUGCAAGUUGUACUUGAGCAACCGGGCAGAGAAGUGCACCGCCCGAAGAAAGAUGCGAGAGAUCUAUCGAGCCUUUGUCUAAAAUUCAAGUCUCUACCCGAAUCUGAUCAUUGCAAAGCUUUAUUUUCUUUCAAUCAGGUACAACGACAAGAGAUCAUUCGCGACAUGAUAUGGGGAUUGACUCCGUCAAAUGACGACUUGUCAUACAAUCUGCCACCUGCGGAAUUCGCUUUCCGCAAGUUUAGCAAAUCCAUGCAGGGGACGGUAUCGGAACUGAGUAAUGAAGGAAUACAAAACAACAGACCAUUAACAUGCUUCCGAGAGCUUGUCUUCUGCUCCCUAUGUGCAGUUUCAGCCCAUAUUAUGAAGACCGAAACCGUUUACGCUGUUAUGCGAUUCGUUUUUGGGUCUGACGCCUGCACAGAACGAUUCCAAGCGCUGAUUCGUGGUUCUAAAUGGGCGAACCAAUUCAUUUACCGCCUAUCUAAGACUCAGUGUGGGUUACGUAGCUGGGACAUGAUCUAUACGCUUGGUCGCAAAGUCGACUAUUUCUGUCGUCACUCAACCGUUGAACCUCCUGUGUUGAUAUCGAGUCUUAAGAAAGACUUCGACCAAAAGGACUUUCCAGAAACAUCAGUUCCAUUUGCAAUUCCUUCUAUCAUCCAAAGGAUUUACGACUAUCACGUACCACUGGAAACCAUUUGUGAUGUGCUAGGGUAUUCAUUUUCAGAUUAUCAAAAACUUGAGCUCUCUGCUCUUGAACAAUUCCUCGUGGGGAUUUCCAAAAAACGAAAAGCGAAUGAAUCAGCCUUUCCCGAAGAUGAAUGCGAUGGAACUUCAACAACUUGGUCAAGCAGUACCGAGCCAACCAAUAGCGAGCCAAACGACGCCGGGCCAAACGACACCAGGCCAAACAAGAAACGGAAGAACGGGCCACCCGAAACUUCGUCGAAAAGGCGAUGUCGGGAUGUAUCAUCUGGCUCACCAGAAGGUGAUUAUUUUGAAACUUUGAAUGGAUCACAUUGGUCAAUCCAUGCCAUACCUACUCCAUCGGCACCAGGUUCAUGUUCAGAUUCUGUAAUGGAUGGACUUUUCGAGGAGUUCCCAACAAGUACAUCCAGUCCGACGGAAGGUUUACUGGACAUAGAUGCAAAUGAAGAGAUGGUAGGUUCCAGGGUCGGCUAUGCAAACCCUAGCCCCCUGACCAGCAACCACUCUGCACAACAGAGCAUACUUCCUCAGUCACAUGUUGAUCUAUUGUUUCAUCGGGGGGGGAACAUACCUGAUACCGCGCUGCCAAGGGAUCCACGUAGUCGAACAUCAGCUGCGGUAACAAUUCCCGAUUUCGAAUUGGAGACUCGUGCCGAUCAACCUUCUACAGCGAACCUUUGUUUCGCGAUGAAUGGGACGCUAGAUCUCGAAUCUAAUUCAUCAUCCAACAUGGCAACAUCAUCUGCCAGCACAACUCUCAGACGGACCUUUUCCCCCAAUAAUAUCGCUCAGCAGCAAGGGAGCAAAUCUGGGUUAUGCAACUUGCAAGUUAAUACAGUACACACCGAUAGUGAAGAAAGCCAUUCUCGAAUGGGGCAAAUCUACUCGAAGAACCUGUCUUGCAAUAGUGGGUGUGAGCCACACGAGUAUAAGAAUGAACAUGUCUCUCACACUCGUCCAUCACCACCAUCGACUGACUGGCCGCAACAAUACGGUUGGGACAUUGAUGAUAUACUGCAGCAAGGGCUUCCGGCGAAUAAUUCUCCACUGCCACCGUCGAUUGACUGGUCGCAACAAUACGGUUGGGACAUUGAUGAUAUACUGCAGCAAGGGCUUCCGGCGAAUAAUCCUCAACUGCCACCGUCGACUGACUGGUUGCAACAAUACGGUUGGGACAUUGAUGAUAUACUGCAGCAAGGGCUUCCGGCGAAUAAUUCUCCACUGCCACCGUCGAUUGACUGGUCGCAACAAUACGGUUGGGACAUUGAUGAUAUACUGCAGCAAGGGCUUCCGGCGAAUAAUCCUCAACUGCCACCGUCGACUGACUGGUCGCAACAAUACGGUUGGGACAUUGAUGAUAUACUGCAGCAAGGGCUUCCGGCGAAUAAUCCUCAACUGCCACCGUCGACUGACUGGUCGCAACAAUACGGUUGGGACAUUGAUGAUAUACUGCAGCAAGGGCUUCCGGCGAAUAAUCCUCAACUGCCACCGUCGACUGACUGGUUGCAACAAUACGGUUGGGACAUUGAUGAUAUACUGCAACAAGGGCUUCCGGCGAAUAAUUCUCCACUGCCACCGUCGAUUGACUGGUCGCAACAAUACGGUUGGGACAUUGAUGAUAUACUGCAGCAAGGGCUUCCGGCGAAUAAUCUUCAACCACCGUCGACUAGCUGGUGGCAACAAUGCACUUCCAACCUUCUACAGCAGGAUCUUUCGCUAAGCAGCCACUCGCCACUACCCUCUUUGGGCUCAGGCCAGGAGGCCGCCACAGCUAUCUCGGGUAAUUCCCCAGAGACCCGGUACCAUUUAUUAUUUCGUUCUUCACUUGUGUCCAGAGAGGGCAAUUCUUCUUGGGACUUGGAAAAUAGUCACCACGCCCUUGGAUUCUCGGACCCCAUCCACCAGAAUGCUUCUUAUUCCCCGAACAGGAGCCUUUCAGUAAUGUGA
Messenger RNA from Penicillium samsonianum, 2952 nucleotides. RefSeq lists its product as uncharacterized. The record is from RefSeq and is a predicted model, not a curated record. The transcript is spliced from 5 exons. Bases 28 to 2952 code for a protein of 974 amino acids. Lineage: Eukaryota; Fungi; Ascomycota; Eurotiomycetes; Eurotiales; Aspergillaceae.